AUGAAGGACCUUCGACGCCACGAGCUCGCCGUCACAUCGUCACACAUUAUGCAGUUCCCGCGCGAAGACAACAUGGAGUGGAUCGUCAACUACAUGUCAAUGCGCAAAGAGGGCUACAAAUCGCUGCUCCGGUUGCUGCAGUGGUUUGCGGACGGCCAUGGCUUCUCGAAACAGCGAGUUUGCCGUCAGAAGAAGACACAAGAAGACCUGGAGUCCACCUGCUUCCUCUUCGGCCAGCUGUUCCACGACACCUACCUGGACCUGUCGCCGGAUUGCCUAUACAAUGCGGAUGAUACUAGCAUCUACUUAGACAUGCGCCCAAGCUCGAUAUGGGCCGUUCGUGGUGGCGGCUCCUACGUUGCCAAUUCGGAGACCCACUCGUACCGUAUGACCGCGUUGUUGACGACGAACGAGUUCAAAGAGUACCCUCCAGGCCACUUCAACGCGAUGCAGAAGAAGGCAUGGAUGAACGGUGAUACCAGAGGCCGCCCCGGUGGAAAGCCAGUGCUUGGGAUACCGGAGUAUGUGGCCUAG
Messenger RNA from Aphanomyces astaci, 534 nucleotides. RefSeq lists its product as hypothetical. The record is from RefSeq and is a predicted model, not a curated record. NCBI's taxonomy places the organism in Eukaryota, Oomycota, Saprolegniomycetes, Saprolegniales, Verrucalvaceae. The coding region runs from base 1 to 534 and encodes 177 amino acids. The transcript has 3 exons.